AUGGGUGAUUAUUUUAAGAAAAUUGAUUUUUUCAUAAGGAAAUAAAAUUUUUAAAAGAGUUUAAGAAAGCUAGAAAAAUUAUAAAAUAUAUUGAAUGCGAAAUUAAAUAACCCUGAGGAAUACUUAGAAAAUGAAUUAGUAUUAUUUUUAAUAUAUGAGAUUCUUUAAAGUAAUAUUUAUGAGAGAUAUGCUCAAAUUUUCAUAGACAUAAAUUAAGUUUAUCGAGCCAUGCAAUAUUUGAUAAAAAUGAUUAAAAUAGAAAAAGAACUUUUCAAAACUUAAUGUGACAAAGAAAGCAUCUUAAGAUUAUGCAAUUCUUAUUCAAAAAUUGGUAAUAAUAGAUAAUAUUUAAAGGAAGAUGUUGUUUUUAUUGUUGUUACUAUGAGUAAACCUUCAAAUAUCUUGAUUAUGCAUACUAAUUAUUGAUUAAGAAUAAUUUACAAUAAACUGGAGUAUAUGCUAUGACAUUAACAUAAUUGGGAAAUUAUUAUAGAUUUAUGUUCCAAGAUGAUUUGGCAGAAUAAAUGCUUUUUGAAAGUUUAAAAAUUCGAGAAGAAUUAUAUACUAAAUAAUCAAUUGUAUUUCUUAUCAUCAUUUUAGGAAGUAGCUGAUUCAUUACAUGGAUUAUCACAGUUAUUUUCAGAUGAAGGAAAAAUUGAUGAAGCAAUGAAAUCUAUUACUGAAGCUAUUACAAUAUGGACAGAAGUCUUAGGUUAUUAACAUAUAAAAACUGCUAAAUCAAUUUAUUUAAAAGGUAAUCUCUAUUUAAGAAUGAAAAAUAAUCAAGAAAGUAUGAUUGUUUUAUAAAUUUAAGAUUUAUCAUCUGCUGAAAAACUAAUUACUGAAAGCUUGCAAAUUAAUUUAAAAAUUAUGGGAGAAUUUUCUUAGGAUAUUGCUGAUUGUUAUCAUUCAUUAGGAAAAAUUAAAGCUUAUAACUUAAAUUCCAAUGAAUUUGAAUAAUAUUUCUAAAAAUCCUAGGAUAUUCUAAAAGCUUUGUAUGGUUAAAGUCAUGCAAGUAUCGCAAUUAUUCUAAAUAAUUUUGGAAGAUCUUAUUUUGAAAGAAAGUAAUAUGAAGAAGCUGUCAAUUGCUUUGAAGAAUCAAUUUAAAUAUAUACAACUAUUUGUGGCAAAAUGCAUGGUAAUUUAGCUAUUACCCUUAAAAAUUGUGCAGAUUGUCAUAAAGAACUAGGUCGAUAUAAAUAGGCUUACAUUGAUUAUUAAAAGUCAUUAGAAAUUUAUUAGGUAUUUUUAAUUUUUAAAUAGAAAACAUAAAUAAACUCUUCAUAGGCUAAUUAAAUCUAAAAUUUAAUGUCCUAAAUCUUAGAUAAGUACUUAGAGGACUGA
This is a messenger RNA of Paramecium sonneborni, 1344 nucleotides long. The record is from the annotation of a GenBank genome assembly. NCBI's taxonomy places the organism in Eukaryota, Ciliophora, Oligohymenophorea, Peniculida, Parameciidae.